Molecule: messenger RNA, 151 nt
Organism: Diversispora eburnea
Lineage: Eukaryota; Fungi; Glomeromycota; Glomeromycetes; Diversisporales; Diversisporaceae
Source: the annotation of a GenBank genome assembly
ACGCAAACUCUUAGCGGAAGGUACCCAAUCAGCAAAAGUUGGGAUUCAUAAAGAUGUAGUUUACAAAAGUCGGUUAUUGAAAUACAAUGGUCUUCCAGAACCAGUUAAUCAGCUUCCAGUUCGUCUUAGCUGCAGUUAUUGGGAGCAUUAG